Mizuhopecten yessoensis (Yesso scallop) is the source of this 3096-nucleotide messenger RNA. RefSeq lists its product as uncharacterized. Gene Ontology annotation, molecular function: calcium ion binding. Bases 359 to 3028 code for a protein of 889 amino acids. The transcript has 19 exons. NCBI's taxonomy places the organism in Eukaryota, Metazoa, Mollusca, Bivalvia, Pectinida, Pectinidae. The record is from RefSeq and is a predicted model, not a curated record.
CAGGUCUGAGAUAAGAAAUUAAUUUAACGUGACGACAAUACGCGUGGAUUACUUAUAUAUGUGUGACUGUUGUAAUGUCUUCUUACGAAAUCAUACAUGUUUGCAGUUAAAUAUUUUCCUAUUUAAAUGGCAGUGCCAAUUUUGAGGAAUAUAUUAAGAGACCUGCUCAAUUACCGUGUUGUGUGUUGUAUGGUACACACACCAUAAACGACGAAAGUCACAAUUCAAUUUGCAGACUAGAAAUUUGAAAUGAAUUACUCCGAACAUAUUUUUUAUGGAAAUGUAAUUUAUUAAAGAUGAAAUAAGCCGAUGGGAUGUAUUACGAUGUCUGGUAUACAGUUAUAUAUAACUUACUAACAUGGCAGUGGAUGCCUGGAACAACCAUCUAUAUACCAUCAGGGCCAGACAGAGGCUGUUCUACAAUUACCAGGGUAACUAUAGGACCAGCACUGGCCACUAUUCUACAAGGUCCUCCUACAACCCCACACAAGUCUCCCCAAGAGUCUACCCUGCAGCCUACGGACAUGCUGACAAUCGCCCCAAAACUGCCUCCAUACCACCAACACAGCCCUUGGUACCCCAGCAACAGUAUUCCCUCCCCAUCCUGCAUCAUGGCCGCGCUUGGGGGCUGGGGGAGGAGGAGGGGCACGAGGACGGGGAGGGGGACAACAGACCAGAUGACCGACUUGUAUGGGUUGAUGCCCUUGGUAAAUGGAUACCAGAAUACCAGCUUCAGAAGCCUUCGUACGUGAGUUUCGUAGGAACGGCACCUGUCGUAGAAAGGUUGUAUGCCACAUUUAAGGAGCCUCCAGGUCUAGAGGCCAAGGAAUGUGCUGUCUGUGACCACAAGUGUGUUCGCCAUGAGAUACAUAUGAAGCAGCACAAGCAAAGGAUGAAAUGUGGAAUAUGUGGACUGUAUCAUCAGGAUGAGCUCCCUCCCAACCAUCUACACACCAACAGACUCGUGACACUGAAGAAGCGUGAGGCUCUCAGGAAGCGUGCAAUUGAGGCUGCAGCGGAACGGAAACAGCGGAAAGCUUACUCUUCACCUCUGUACUCCUCUCUCAAGGACAAACGCCAGAAGGUGCGGUUCCAGACCCCAGACUUAGGACGCAGAUCUGGUUUACCUCGGAAUGAAACUGACCUUGACCUUCAUUUUACCCUUCCUAAGGAGACACUGACUUCUGAUGGACAGACAGAGGAUGAUACGGAGGUCACUGAGGAUAGUACCGAUGAUAAUCAGGAAACAUCAGGGGCAGAUAAUCCAGUGAAUAGCACAGAAUCCAGAGAGCAGCAAACAGAGCCCGAGACAGACUGGUCACUAAGGGAAGGAGAAUAUGUCAUCAUCUCCAGGAGUGAAGUUGACGUUGCUACGGCUGCUAUGAGAGUGGCAGAAGCUGAACAUCGAGAACAGUUACAAAUGUCUGAGGAAAUGCGUAAACGACGGGAACAAGAGAAGGCUGCAGCACUAGCUGCGGCACUGGCUAAAGAGGAGGCUGACAGGCUAGCAGAAGAGGAACUUAUAACGACAGAUAUCUACAGAAUGAAUGCAACAGUGCUUAGAAAGCGCUUGACCUCUGAAUCACUGACCUGCAGUCAGUCUGAUGGUCAAAUUCUAGGGCCCCCCAGACCUAAGGUCCCAGUGCGCCUGCCAUCACUAUCGCAGAAGAACAAGAAAGGUUCGGCCUCUGUCUCAAGCAGCAGCAGUAGUCAGCUGAAAACAUCCUCCUCAAGGGUCAAGGCCAGUAAGUCUACUAGUCGGACAUCAACAUCACGCAACAAACUGGACAGGAAGUCCAGCAGCAAACUUAACAACAAACUCAGCCAAGAGCCCUCCCUCCCAGUUAUAAGUGACGUCAUCAAACACACGCAGUCUGCCUCCUCUAGUCCACCUAGUAUUGUCAAACAACAACCAAGGCUUCUCACCAAACUUCCAGAGGAAGAAGUGGCAGAGGUCAAAAUUCAAAUGCCAGUUGAGUCCAAAGAUAGAUGUGCAGGGUUGACCCCAAUAGGGUCAAAAGUUGCUGAGGAGAAAACUGCUAAGCUUUAUAGUCUCCCACUUCCCCAAAUGGACAUGAGUCUUGCCAAGCCUGAACCAGUGGUAUUCCUCCAGACCGGUCAUGAGAGGGGAGAAGACAACAGUAAGCUGGUCACACAAGUCAUCCCUACUGUAGGUGACACACGCACAGGACCCCUGUCUCUUACUGUAGACGACCGACCUGCCUCACGAGGACAGUCACCAAGUGGAAAGCGCAGGUUUUCCAUCAUAAAGAAGGAGCGAGCAGAUCGACGCCGGGUUGGGGCGAAGGCUGACUCCCCCGUUGAGUCACCUGCACAGCAACUACCAAACAAGAGGGCAACCUCAUGGAUCUACGGCAGCGAUGAUGAUGAUGCUGAUGAGUCAUCAGAUGCUGGAGACAAAGACAGGAAAUCAGAAGUAGACGAGGUGCCUCCACUGCCCACUGAUGUCCCUCCACCUCUACCUGAUCCAGACAGCAUCAACAAAGCCAGUCAGAAAACCAGCGAUAAACGACGUCGAGCAAUACACACACCCAUUGUCCAAAAACUUGAGAAAAAGUUAAAGCGGCGACAAUUUACUAAGGACUCUUCCUACGAGGAGGAACUGAGGAAACAGGAACUUGCAGAACAACGCCGGCAGAAACACAUGGAGAUGUUGGAGAAAGCCAGGGCCAGGAAACAACAAGGGGAUAUGGGGAGUGACGGAGGAGAGGAUGGGCCAAAUUUUGACGAUUAUGGUUUCCUGGCCAAGUAUUGUAUCUUCAACAAAGCCAAUGUUGAGAUGUUUAAACACACCUUUGACAACGUUGAUGAUGAAAAGCGAGGCUGGCUGUCUGCAACAGAGGUAAUGGUGGCACUGAGGGCUAUCAACAACAAACUGUCUCAUGCAGAGGAGGAGUACCUGUACAGGAUAUUGGAGCUGACAGGUUACAGUAUCAAAAAUGGUGCAGACUUCAAACUCUUCUCUGUAGUCGCUNCUCUCUCACAGAAAAUUACAGCCCUGGAGUAAGUCUCUUAUCUCUCUCACAGAAAAUUGCAGCCCUGGAGUAAGUCACUUAUCUCUCUCACAGAAAAUUG